Saccostrea cuccullata (small rock oyster) is the source of this 670-nucleotide messenger RNA. Its product is annotated as streptavidin-like. Lineage: Eukaryota; Metazoa; Mollusca; Bivalvia; Ostreida; Ostreidae. The coding region runs from base 3 to 491 and encodes 162 amino acids. The record is from RefSeq and is a predicted model, not a curated record. The transcript is spliced from 2 exons. Gene Ontology annotation, molecular function: biotin binding.
AGAUGCUUUGUUAUUUCAUGUCCCUAUUGAUUUGUGGAUUACUACUGAUACAUUCAUCAGACAGUGUGGCUCAUAAUGAUCCAUGUAAGACCCAUGGUCAUCACGUAAACCAAUGUGCUUUAGCUGGAAAAUGGAGAAACGAGUACAAAUCAGAGAUGACAAUCCAUUGCCAAAACGCCACAAUAACAGGUCACUAUACUGACGUGAGCGGGGAUCCCACACAGCAGUAUCUACUGGUAGGGAAAUAUAUACAGGUCAAUAACACCGAGUACAUCACAGGGUGGUCUGUCGCCUUCAAAAACGAGUACCAUGACGACAUGUCCGUGAAGAGCUGGAGUGGGGUGUACUACGAUGUACACGGGAACAUAAAGACCCACUGGGUGCAUGCCAAAUACGUGGAGCCGAAAAACUACUGGAAAACGUUCUCGACCAAUCAAGACACCUUUACCAGAACAAGUAGCGACCCCUGCUUACCAAACUCCGCUGGUUGAAUGUCAUUCUUUUUACUAAUUAUAAUGAAUUUGUAUCAAUUCAACUCAAGCUUUGAACUGAUUAAUGAAAUAUUGCAUUCUUAUUUUUUUUUAUCAUUAGGCAGAAGCUGUUUUUGUAUAUGUAUAGCGAAUACUUCUGUGAAGAAACAAUGUAAUGUUCUGACUGGUGUGAAAUUGUU